Messenger RNA from Zingiber officinale, 2687 nucleotides. RefSeq names its product CLP protease regulatory subunit CLPX3, mitochondrial-like. Gene Ontology annotation, biological process: protein catabolic process; protein folding; proteolysis. The record is from RefSeq and is a predicted model, not a curated record. Gene Ontology annotation, cellular component: mitochondrial matrix. Lineage: Eukaryota; Viridiplantae; Streptophyta; Magnoliopsida; Zingiberales; Zingiberaceae. Bases 93 to 1964 code for a protein of 623 amino acids. Gene Ontology annotation, molecular function: ATP hydrolysis activity; ATP binding; ATP-dependent protein folding chaperone. The transcript has 13 exons.
GUCACCAACUCACCACUUGUUUGGCAACCACCUACCUUAUCGGCCACGUCCUUCGGCUGCUCACUGUCUCGGCAGUGGGGCGGAUCGAUUCGAUGUCGGGAAUUCUCCGCUGGAAGAAGCUUCGCGUCGUCGGGAUUCUGGCCGCUCUUAACGCCGCCGCCAAACCCCGCUUCUCCCCCGUCUACAAUAUCUGCCGCCCCAAUCUCCUCCGCCACGAUCGCUAUAAGUCGGAUGGAGGCGACGCCGACGAGUUCCACAUCCGCCGAAUCCGCGCUGAGGCACACUGUCCCCGAUGCUCCAAGCACAUGGGAAUUCUCUUUCCUAAUCUCCCCCCGGAUCUUAUAUCUAUCGACCGUAUCGAGGAAACCGGCAGAGGGCACCGCACCGUCAACCUCUGCCCUAACUGCAAGACUCCCUACUCCUUUCGCAUAGACGAGCUCAUCCCCCUCCAGGGAACUUUUGUGGAGAUCGGCCGUGUUCCGGGCCCAGACCCGGAGAAGGAGAGGAGUGAAGGCGUCGAGCACGAGAAUCGGGCCAAGAAACGGUUCUGGAAGGCUCUCGGGUCGUAUUACAGCGCAGGCUCUCCGGAGAAUGGAUUGGAGGGUUCGACAUUGCACCAAUCUCUCGGGCGGCGAUUAGCUCCGAAUAUGAACCUGCUGAGGGUAGAUGGGCUUAGUGAGGUUCGCGCAGGUGAUGGUUUUAGUGGCUGUGGAGGAUUCAGAGCGAUAGCGGGGUGGGGAGGGUCGAAUUUAGGGAGGAAUUUACCGACCCCUACGGAGAUUUGCAAAGGGCUUGAUAAGUAUGUGAUCGGUCAGCAGCGUGCUAAGAAGGUGCUUGCUGUGGGUGUAUACAACCACUACAAAAGAAUAUAUCAUGCAUCCUUGAAGAAAAGUUCUGGAGCCAAUUCAAGUAACAUUUUUGUACAAUCGGAUGCUCAUGAUGAACUACUGGAAUUGGAAAAAAGCAACAUACUCUUGCUGGGACCAACUGGAUCGGGGAAAACCUUACUUGCUAAAACAUUAGCUCGCUUCGUGAAUGUACCAUUUGUUAUUGCAGAUGCAACAUCUCUGACUCAGGCUGGCUAUGUUGGUGAGGAUGUUGAAUCCAUAUUGUACAAUUUGCUUAUGGCUGCUGACUUUGAUGUUCAAGCAGCUCAACAAGGAAUGGUUUACAUUGAUGAAGUUGACAAAAUCAGUAAAAAGGCUCAGAGCCUAAAUAUUAGUAGGGAUGUAUCUGGUGAAGGUGUUCAGCAGGCAUUGCUGAAAAUGCUUGAAGGAACUAUAGUCAACGUACCAGAAAAAGGAGCUCGGAGGCACCCUUGUGGAGAAAGUAUCCAGAUAGACACAAAAAAUAUUCUAUUUAUUUGUGGUGGUGCUUUCGUUGACUUGGAAAAGACUAUUUCUGAAAGACAGCAAGAUUCCUCUAUAGGUUUUGCAGCACCAGUUCGUGCAAAUAUGAGAAAUGGGCAGUUAACAGAUGCUGUUGUAAUAUCGUCUUUACUGGAAUCUGUUGAAAGCGGUGAUCUAAUAGCUUAUGGUCUUAUACCUGAAUUUGUGGGACGUUUCCCAAUAGUAGUUAGUUUGUCAGCCUUAAAAGAGGACCAGCUGGUUCAGGUUUUAAUGGAGCCGAAGAACUCUCUUGUUAGACAGUUUAAGCGAUUAUUUAGCUUGAACAAUGUUAAGCUACAUUUUACAGACGGUGCACUUUCUGCAAUCGCAAAGAAGACAAUGUCAAAAAAUACAGGUGCGCGAGGCUUGAGAACUAUUUUGGAGAGUAUUCUGAUUGAGGCUAUGUAUGAGAUUCCAGAUGUAAAAUCUGGAGAAGAGCAAAUAGAUGCAGUUGUGGUGGAUGAGGAUUCUAUCGGCUCUGUUGGCAGACGAGGUUCUGGAGCUAAAAUUCUGCGAGGAGAUGGGGCGUUCGAGCGCUACAUCGCUACUAGUGUUCAGCGAGAAUUGAGAGUAUGAAAGUGAUUUUAUUACUUCAACAGAAUAUCGGUUUAUCAGAUCAGUGUUCUCUGGCAACUAUUUCUCGGUCCAAGUGAUUACCACAAGCAUGAAUGUGUUGGCUUGGAGAAUAAGGGCCUCGUCUAUCUCUUCCCUAUCUCUAUGUAGCUCUUCCUCCAACAAGUGGUGGAUCGUGAUGGUUAGGUUCUUCUCAUGCCAUCCUACUCAUCGCAUUAUAGGUAAAUUCUCAUGUAGAGUUCUAAGGGUCUUCCAGAAUCUGUGGAGAUUCAGCUUUGUCCUUGAAAUUGUAUGAUCGUGUAAGUGAUGUGUGCAUCGGCUACAAGGAGCGAGGGCUGAAUAACUGUGAUUUAAAAUCAGAAGUUUUUACAGUCAAAUACAAACGUUUGCAUAAGAACGAUUUGACAUAGUAAAGCUCUCUGCUUAGCAAGACUUGGAGAUCUUGUUGGUAGUGGGAGAUGUGGGCAGUUACCAAAAAUGCCAUGUACCUCACUAAUGCUCCGUUAUAUAAUAUGUCCAAAGAUAGAAUUGGGGAGACGAUGAGCUUUUUCCUUUUCCUAAAGAGAGAACAUCUAACCUAUUGAGGAUUUGGUUUGUGGAUAUCGAGAAGAGCUGUUAGUUUGUAAUCGUUUUUUCGACAAGUAUAAACAAGGAUAGUAAGAAAUCAGAGAUAUUGUAAGUGUUUAAAUAUUCUAUUAAUUGCAAUCGAUCUUGCAAAAUUAACAA